Messenger RNA from Oncorhynchus nerka (sockeye salmon), 1712 nucleotides. RefSeq names its product transmembrane protein 121-like. Bases 62 to 1093 code for a protein of 343 amino acids. The record is from RefSeq and is a predicted model, not a curated record. NCBI's taxonomy places the organism in Eukaryota, Metazoa, Chordata, Actinopteri, Salmoniformes, Salmonidae. The transcript has a single exon.
UUUGUCUUUUGUCUUGGAUCUUGGUUUCCUUUUUUUCCUGGACGUUCACCACCUGGUCAGUAUGGUGCCGCCACCACCCGCCAACAAGCUUCAUGUGUGCUUGUCGGCCGUCUUGAUCAUGGGCAGCAUGGCACUGAUGGACGCCUACUUGGUGGAGCAGAACCAGGGGCCCAGGAAGAUCGGUGUGUGCAUCAUGGUCCUCGUGGGGGACAUCUGCUUCCUCAUCGUCCUACGUUACGUGGCUGUGUGGGUGGGUUCUGAGGUGCGGACCUCCAAGCGUGGCUAUGCCAUGAUCCUAUGGUUCUUCUAUGUCUUUGUCCUGGAGAUCAAGGUCUACUUCGUCUACCAGAACUACAAGGCCGAGGACGGAAAGGGGAGAAGUUUGGACGGUUGGACUGGCGGCGGCGGCGUAGACGGGGUGGCACGGAAAGCGCUGACAUUGCUUCUGUCCAUUUGCGUGCCCGUGGUCUACAUCACGUUGGUGGCCAUCGACCACAUGGAGUACGUGCGGCCGCAGAAAAAGAAGGAGGAGAUCCGGUGUCGACUCUUCUGGGUGGUGGUGGACUUGCUCGAUGUCCUGGACGUGCAGGCCAACCUAUGGGAGCCUCAGAGGAGAGGGCUCCCCCUAUGGGUGGAGGGACUCAUGUUCUUCUACUGCUACAUCCUGCUGCUGGUGCUCCCGUGCGUGUCGCUGAGCGAGAUCAGCAUGCAAGGGGUGAACAUCGUGCCCCAUAAGAUGAUGCUUUAUCCGAUUCUCAGCCUGGUGACUAUUAACAUUAUCACUCUCUUCAUUCGAGGUGGGAACAUGAUCUUCUAUAGGGACUCCAGGGUGUCUGGGAUACUGAUGGGUAAAAAUGUGAUCGCCAUUGUUCUCAAGACAUGCAGUUUCGUCCAGUAUCGUAGGCAUCUCGGCGAGGUCCCGUCGCCCGCCCUUGAGGUAGAGAUGCAGAAGAAUUGCAUUGUCCACGGCCCAAAAGUGACUAUGCCUGUGCCCAUGCCGAUGCCCAUGCCACCCCAAGUAGUGAUUCAAGACUUCACAACGUUUCCCGAAGAGAUGGUGUGUGUGAGUGACACAGAGGUUGAGCAAACGUGACACAGGUCUGGGUGAGAAAAUAAUAAAGAUACCUAACACACAAGUUUAUUAUAGGACAUUAUAAAAUACACAUUCAUGCGUAUAACAAGUUAUUAAGCAUGAUGCCUGCAGGGUUUUUUUUAGUAAAGUGUCACCAGAACAGUUGACACAAGGAAGCAGCGUAGGGUCACGACAGGUAGGGUCACAACCAUUUCCUUGGACCAGGGAGGAAAUUAUUGUAGGAAGAAGUGAAUGUGCCCCUCCCAAUAAGGAUGAUCUAAUGAAGAACAAAAAACAAAAAUGAAAGAUUAAAGGGAUACUUAUACUUGUAUAAGAUAUUGUGCAGAACAAAGUAUGAUGUACCUUUUAAUUUGGGGAUGAUUUUUUGUCUCUUUGUGCACCUGUAAAACUACCUACAAAUAUUAAUGUGAGGUGCUGGAUACAGUAAAGGAAAGAUAUUCCGCACACUUUACUGAUCAUUGCUGUGUUUAUUAUUUUUUUUAGUAUUGUGAAGAGGCCGUUCAAUGAACAGUAGAGUACCUUCACUCUGACCGGUCCUCCUUUCCAAACUGUUUUCAUUCUAAUGCUGUUUGAGCGUCAAUGUCAACCAUUUGUAUUGAAUGAUUUGUCUUUGAUAAAU